Messenger RNA from Volvox carteri f. nagariensis, 4806 nucleotides. RefSeq lists its product as uncharacterized. The record is from RefSeq and is a predicted model, not a curated record. The coding region runs from base 1 to 4806 and encodes 1601 amino acids. Lineage: Eukaryota; Viridiplantae; Chlorophyta; Chlorophyceae; Chlamydomonadales; Volvocaceae. The transcript is spliced from 10 exons.
AUGAAAACCCUUGCCCUUGGUCGGCUACAAAUUAAGGCAGACCAUCCCACAAAUACUAAGAGCGCAGAUAACCAUGAGGCAGCCAAGGACGAGCUUCUGGCAAGACUCCUGCCGGAGCAACAGCCGCCUCCACCAAGCGCAGAAGAUGUCCUCACAAAUGCGCGUGAAAUGUGUUGCCGGAGUCUGGCAUUCGUCACUCAACAGUCGUUUUGCCGGCGUCCAAUGCAUAAACCAUCCAUGAUUCGAGUCCAAUACGGUCGCGACUCCGGCACCGGCGACCAAGGCGCGGAUAGAACCAACAAACUCUUAGAUUCGGAUGCCAACGGGUCUGUCAACCCAACCCACCAUCAAAGCUUUUCCACCAUUACCGUUCACCCGCCACCUCCAGCGCGCUCGCUGACCCGCAGCUCAACCAGCGCCUCCAUCCCAACCAUUUACAUCGACGACGUGUCCGUGGACGCAUCACAAGAGCCACACAGUUCCCCAUCCCAAGCGGAUAGCCCUGUGAGAACGCCGCCCUCGAGACUCUACCAGCCCCGUUUUGGAUCUCGGGGCUCGGGCUAUCAAGGCUUUUCUACGGAGCAAAGCACCCUUGGUUCCAGUUCCCCCACCACGUCCCGAGCCCCCAACUCCCCUGCCGCCGCAGCAACAACUCCUAACACCCCCACCAUGAGCCCUCGGCCCAACGCAAUGGCCGGUUGGCUACAGCUCGCGGGCUACGGAACCAGCCCCCAGGGGCUCCCCGGCAAGUUGCCCGCCUUGCGUGCAUGUGACGUCAGCAGCGGCGGUGCCGCCGCGGCGGAGGUUUGCUACAGCCCUCGUACAGUGGGCUCUGGAACUGAUGUAGGCGAUGACGGCGAGGAUGACGGCAGUGGGGACGAUGACGGUGGCCGCCGUGAAGGUGGUGGAAAGGAUGAUGGUGAUGGCGUGGAGGACGGUGGUAGCAGCCCGCUGUCGCCGGACUGUCUGCCUAAGCCGCCGGGAAUAGAACGGGCCCUGUCGAGCCUAAGGCCGCAAUCGCCACGCACGCCGCGUCUGCGGCGCCUGUGCUUGAGGUCCCUGGAAGAUGUCUCCGACUUGAGUCCCGUUCGCAUGGAAUGCCGUCUAGCUGCCGCCGGGCAAUCGGUCGACAGCGGUGUUGCCAGCGGCGCCGGUGGCGCCGCUGCCAAUUUGAUGUUCGUCAGUACCGGCGGCAACACCGUCGACGCGAAUGGCGAUGCCGACGGCGACAGCCUUCUUAGCGACUGGCUGUUGUCCUCACCUACCGGCGGCAGCUGUCCAGCGGGAUUACAACAACAACAACAACAACAACAACAUCAACAACAACAACAACAACAACAACAACAACAACAACAACAGAAGCAGCAGCAGCAGCACUGCCAGCAAGGCCCUACCAUCGCCGCCGCUAUGAGAAACGCCUCCCCUCCGGAUGCGACGAGGCACAUACGAAAGUCGAUGUCGACGUUCUCGUCCUCCGUUUGGUCGACGGGAGCUGCUCGCAGUAGCUUGGACACCAGGGGGGCCGCGGCGCCACCCGCGGCGCAUGCAAUCCCAUCGCCGCCGCCGCCGCCGCCGUCGUUGUCCUCCUCCUCAGUACCGAUGACGUUGCUAGCGCACCUGGUGUCGACGGCGGACCGGCCCCCCUGGAAGCUCACCCGGGCAGAUAACUCCCUGCACCGCCCGCCAGACGACGCGAUGGAUUUCAUUGUACGACACGCUUCGCCGCGCAAGGUUCAAGGAUGGGGUAGGGGACCAGGCAAUCAGCUGAUGGGUGCCAGCCGCACCUUUGGCGGUGCCGGCGGCGGCCGGGGGUUUAGCGGCAGCGGCGGCGGCGGCGCGCAUGGCUUGGCUUCGGAGCGGAGCUUGUGCAGUUGGUCACAGGGCGGCGGUGGUACGAAUGACAUGGCGGCUGCCGUACAGGAUCACACGGGCGGCAAUUUGGUGGGCGCCUUUGGCGCCCUCAGCCCGAGCGGAUACCGUCGUUCGGGAGCGCUCAACACCUUGUCGGCAGCGGCGAGCAGCCCUACUGGGCAGCAGAUUUCCUCCGCCGGCACCUCGCCCGCCGGCAGCCCCAGGGCGCCGUCUGGUCCCGAGCCACCUCCGGGUACCGUCCACAGCCCCCACAGCCACGUCCGCUUCCGGAAGCAUCAACAACUAAAACAGCAGCUACAGCAACAGCAGGAAUUACUGCCAACCACAGCCACAGAUGCCCACACCCAUAUCCACCUCUCCCAGUCGAUCUUUACGGAUGAUUUGGUGGGGAGUCCCUACACAGCUGGGCUUGAUGCUGAUGCCGUACGCCGUCCGAGCGCCAGUUGCAGCGGUGCUAUGUCCAGUGCGGGGGCUGUGGGGGCUGCGGGGGCUGGUGGUUUGUUGGAUACAAGCGCCGCCUGCGUUCCGUUAUCUCCGGACGCCCCGUCCAAGCGCGCACUGAGCCAGUCCUCCGCCGCUUGGGAUCACCUCCGCUUGGCGACGCCUGUUGGUACGGCAUUCGGGGACGGCGGCGACAGCGGCGGCGCAGCACAGCUGCAGCAUUUGCACGCGGCGCUCAAUGCAGGUGACGGCACGGCAUCUACGCGUCCGAACCGUCCGAACUACCUUGAGGACCAACAGCUGCUGCAAAGCUUCAGCACAGAAGUCAUUUUCUGUGUCGCGUCGGAACACGACGGGAUGGUGCUACGCAUGGCGCCGGCACAGCUCCGACUGUAUGCCAACGAUGCGUUGGCUUCCAAGAAGGUGAUGGAUUGUGAAAUUUGCUUCCUAUCUAACCUGAUUGUGCAGUCGCAGGAUUUGCUGCUUUAUGAGCACGGCUCGACACACCAGAGCCCAGAAGACGUGCUCAGCUCUUCCAUCACGAACGGCACCACUGUCAAGCCGUCCAUGGCACGCGUCCAGUACGAGAUCGGUAAAGACCUGCCGUUCGGCUACACGUACUUGGCCUCCGGCUGCUCGGAGCCCCUAUCGCAACCCAAGCUCGGAGGCAUCACGGUGAAAUCCAUUCCCCGCUUCGGCACAGUAAUAAUGGCAGCUUCGGCAGGGGUGGCUGCAGUCGAAACUGAUGCCCCUGCAGCAGGUACCCUGGCCUCGACAUCAGAGAUGGUGUCAGUCGCCGCCUGCACCACCAACGCCACAAACAGCCCCCGGUUCAGCGGAAGCUGCGACAGCCACGGCGGCCAUGUCGUACCGCUCGGUCCAGGCACAGACGCUAGGCCUACAAACAUCAGCUCCUAUCACUCGCGCGAGCGUGAUGCAAUCACAGAUGAUGCCAUCGCGGCCAACAAUACUGUCCACAAAGACGAGGACGGCGUUGACGACAGUGCCAUGGAAGGUUAUGGUGUGAUGGAAGUUGAAGUGGCACCGGUGCCGAAGGCUGGCUUCCUCACUGCCAGCCGCCGCUCCACCGCUAGCGUCUCGCAAGCAGGCGGGGGCCCGACAGAAGCGACAGCGGCAGCAGCAGCCAUGCACGCGGCCACUGCACGGAACUGCUUUCGCCGGAUGUCCGUAGCAGAUGACACAGGAAUAUUGCCGUACUCGCUGGUUCCAUCCGAUAGCACCGGCGGGACCACUUCCGCGUGCUCGCCGAGCGGUGGAUCCUUCAGCGGUCAUGGCCUGAGCAACUACCGAGGCGUUGGAGGACCGGCAAUGUCGUACUUUCCCAACGGCCCUAACUCCGCGCCGGCUGCUCCCGGCAGGGCUGCAGCUGCUGCCGCCGAUGCUGCCGAGCGACCGCCAAGCAGUCCCGCCGCCGGAUUGGCUGCUCUCCUGGAGAUAGUGGCACCGGUGCCGCCGGAGAGCUUACCCUUGGGCCGGCGUAUCGAUGAUACGCACAGCGCAGGUCACCUUGGUGCAUCACUGUUGACGCGUGAUAACACGCCGCCGACGCCGCUGCCUGUUCGUGCAACCGAGGAGGCAAUACGCAGCGACCACGGUAACAAUGACGGCGACGAUGGCGGCGACAGCGCCACGACGAGCAACAAGUACCUGAGCCCUCUCGGAGACCAGGAGGGCGGCGGCGCGGCAGGCGGCAGCGGCGGCGGCGGCGGCGCUUGUAGUGAGCUUGCAUCACCGGUGGAUGUGGUGUCCGAGGACGUGCCCGUGUCGGGAGCUUUGGGUGGGACUGCGGCCGCCGUCGGCACGGUCGCGCACAAUAAGGUUGUCCCCUUGCAAGCCCCUGCCCAGACGCAACUACCACUGCCGCACCCGCUGCCGGCGGCGCUGUUGCCGCGACGGCGCAUUGACGGCCGACAGCAGCUGCCAUCAGUGGCUUCUGUUGCUGUGGCAUCUUCCGUCGACUGCGAUCCCCCGUUGGCUUGGACCUCCAGCUCCUCCCCGGGCUCCCCCGCAUCCGCUGCUCCCGCCGCCUCUUCCACAUUCCCUCAAGGCGACUCCGUCGGCACAGCAAACACCAGCAGCCAGCGGCGCUUUGCCAGCACAGGCUUUGGCCGCCUGGGGCAAACCUGGAAUCAGGGCCAGCGCCACCUCACGCCAUUCCCUAGCCAACCGGUUGCCAAACACAACCCUGGCAAUGCUGCCGUUGCCUCUGCCGCCGCAGCCGCAGCCGCAGCCGCAGCCAUGCAGCUGCGGUCGACAGGGUCCGAGGGGGGAGAGGUGGAGCCCGGCCGGGCCCUGUACUCUGCCGCAGUCGCUGGUGGCAGCGGCGGCGGCGGCAGCGGGGUCCGGGCGGGUCAUCCGCUGUCGUUAGGCCGCCGCCGCCGGGGGGGGUCGUUAGACAUCACUGUAGCGGAGCACCUUGAUGUCAUAACGCGGAUGAAGGCGGCCCUCAGCUUCCUGCGCCGCGGCGACUAG